GGGAAAAACGACAUCACUCACCUCCCUCUGUAUUCUGUCCUCUCACGUCUUAAAAAAAAUCAUUUCACCUGAUUGAAUCACCAAGCCAGUAAAUUAAAAAAUAAAAAUUCAAUCAAUCUCUGUGAGUUGCGAGAUACAGAGAGAGAAAUCGAAUCAAGGAGAGGAGAGGAAAUGGCGGAGGCAAGAGCAGGAGGAUGCUGUCCGCCGAUGGAUCUGUUCAGGUCAGAAGCGAUGCAAUUGGUGCAGCUUAUUAUCCCUAUCGAAUCUGCUCAUCACACCGUCUCUUAUCUCGGCGACCUCGGUCUCCUCCAAUUCAAAGACCUCAAUGCAGAUAAGAGUCCAUUUCAGAGAACUUAUGCUGCUCAGAUCAAAAAAUUUGGAGAGAUGGCACGGAAGCUACGGUUUUUCAAGGAGCAAAUGGUGAAGGCAGGUAUUACACCUUUGACUAAGCCUGGUGCACAAAAUGAAAUUGAUGUGGAUGACCUAGAGGUAAAACUUGGGGAACUCGAGGCAGAGCUGGUUGAAAUGAAUGCAAAUAAUGAUAAAUUACAGCGCUCUUAUAAUGAGCUUGUGGAAUAUAAGCUUGUCCUCAACAAGGCUGGUGAGUUUUUCUCUUCCGCCCUUAGGAAUGCAACUGCUCUGCAAAAGGAAUUGGAAUCCCAACAAACUGGCGAAGAAUCGCUAGAUGCUCCUUUAUUACAGGACAAAGAAAUAUUGAACGAGUCAUCAAAACAAGUAAAGUUGGGGUUUAUCACUGGCCUUGUUCCCAAAGAAAAGUCCAUGCCAUUUGAAAGAAUUAUAUUUCGUGCUACUAGGGGCAAUGUGUACAUCAGGCAGGCUGCCGUUGAGGAACCUGUUGUUGAUCCUGUUUCUGGAGAGAAGGUUGAGAAGAAUGUAUAUGUUGUCUUUUAUUCGGGAGAGAAGGCAAAGACCAAAAUACUAAAAAUAUGUGAAGCUUUUGGUGCAAAUCGCUACCCUUUCACUGAGGAUUUUGGAAAACAAAUUCAAAUGAUCUCCGAAGUUUCAGGAAGAAUCUCUGAGAUGAAGGCUGCUAUAGAUGCAGGAUUGUUUCACAGGAGUCAUUUGUUGCAGACUAUUGGUGAUCAAUUUGUGCAGUGGAAUACUUUGGUGAGGAAGGAGAAAUCCAUCUACCACACUUUGAACAUGCUCAGCCUUGAUGUGACCAAGAAGUGUCUUGUUGCUGAGGGGUGGAGUCCUGUUUUUGGUACAAAGCAGAUCCAGGAUGCAUUGCAGCGAGCUGCAUUUGAUUCCAACUCACAAGUUGGAACAAUUUUCCAGGUUUUGCAUACAACAGAGUUGCCACCUACAUAUUUUCGCACAAACAAGUUUACUUCUGCUUUUCAAGAUAUUGUUGAUGCAUAUGGGGUGGCAAAGUAUCAAGAAGCAAAUCCUGGUGUGUACACUAUAGUUACAUUCCCUUUUCUUUUUGCCGUCAUGUUUGGUGAUUGGGGACAUGGAAUUUGCAUGUUGCUCGCAACAUUAGUCUUCAUAAUCAGGGAAAAGAAACUUUCUGGCCAGAAACUUGGAGAUAUCACUGAAAUGACCUUUGGUGGUCGUUAUGUUAUUUUGAUGAUGGCACUCUUCUCGAUUUACACUGGUCUUAUCUAUAAUGAAUUCUUCUCAGUCCCCUUCGAACUAUUUGCUCCAUCAGCAUAUGCAUGCCGUGAUCUCUCUUGCAGGGAUGCUACCACAGAUGGUUUGAUAAAAGUGCGCCCCACUUACCCAUUUGGUGUAGAUCCUGUAUGGCAUGGCAGCCGCAGUGAGCUGCCAUUUCUCAACUCUCUGAAGAUGAAAAUGUCAAUCCUUCUUGGGGUUGCUCAAAUGAACCUUGGAAUCAUAUUGAGUUAUUUCAAUGCAACAUACUUUAAAAACAGCUUGAAUAUCUGGUUCCAAUUUAUCCCCCAAAUGAUAUUUUUAAACAGUUUGUUUGGCUAUUUAUCACUCCUUAUCAUUGUGAAGUGGUCCACUGGUUCACAAGCUGACUUGUACCAUGUAAUGAUAUACAUGUUCCUGAGUCCAACAGACGAGUUGGGAGAAAAUGAGCUUUUUCCUAGGCAAAAAACUGUGCAGCUAGUGCUAUUACUAUUGGCCCUUGUGUCGGUACCAUGGAUGCUGCUCCCAAAGCCUUUCCUUUUGAAGAAGCAACACGAAGCUAGGCACCAAGGUGAAUCGUACACACCACUUCAGAGCACUGAGGAGUCACUUCAGUUGGAGACAAACCAUGAUUCACAUGGUCAUGAGGAAUUUGAAUUCAGUGAAGUUUUCGUACAUCAGAUGAUACAUACCAUUGAGUUUGUACUUGGAGCAGUCUCAAACACAGCUUCCUAUCUUCGUUUAUGGGCCCUCAGUCUUGCGCACUCGGAGUUGUCUAGUGUAUUCUAUGAGAAGGUCCUUCUCCUUGCUUGGGGGUACCACAAUAUUUUUAUCCUUGUUAUUGGAGCCAUCGUCUUUAUUUUCGCGACCGUCGGUGUGUUGCUGGUGAUGGAAACUCUUAGUGCUUUCUUACAUGCCUUGCGUCUGCACUGGGUGGAAUUCCAAAACAAAUUCUACGAGGGAGAUGGUUACAAGUUUUAUCCCUUUUCAUUUGCUUUGGUAAAUGACGAGGAUGAAUGACGGCUCUGAUAUAAAAUCAUAGUUGCUGCCAAAGACGGGAAUCCACUGUGUAUGAGCAUGGAUUUGUUUGGGUUUUUUCAUUUGAACAUGAUGAGAGGUCAUUGGGUAUGUUGCGGGGAGUUUGAGGAAGCUUCUAUUUUUGGAGCAUUGCUUCGCUUGUCCAAUCCUUUAUUUAUCUCUUGUCCAAUCCUUAUUUGUUAUUGAAAGGACCAGGCAGCUUCCUAGAGGAAAGUUGCUUUAUGUAUGUGAUGGCAGUAUGGCCAGGUGUAAUAAUAAGGUUAUUUGAUUUAUUUAAAACUCCCACUAUUAUUAGUAUGUGGAAAGAUAGAAGAAAUAAAGUUGUCUGCGGAAAACAGACUUAUCUGCUUGUA
This is a messenger RNA of Populus trichocarpa (black cottonwood), 3005 nucleotides long. Its product is annotated as V-type proton ATPase subunit a3. The transcript is spliced from 18 exons. Gene Ontology annotation, molecular function: proton-transporting ATPase activity, rotational mechanism; ATPase binding. NCBI's taxonomy places the organism in Eukaryota, Viridiplantae, Streptophyta, Magnoliopsida, Malpighiales, Salicaceae. Gene Ontology annotation, cellular component: vacuolar proton-transporting V-type ATPase complex; vacuolar proton-transporting V-type ATPase, V0 domain. Gene Ontology annotation, biological process: vacuolar acidification; proton transmembrane transport. The record is from RefSeq and is a predicted model, not a curated record. Bases 172 to 2634 code for a protein of 820 amino acids.